Didymodactylos carnosus is the source of this 1173-nucleotide messenger RNA. The record is from the annotation of a GenBank genome assembly. Lineage: Eukaryota; Metazoa; Rotifera; Eurotatoria; Philodinida; Philodinidae.
AUGUACGACUAUUUAUUGGUGUUUGUGCUUAUCUUCGGAGCGCUGUUCUACAUCGCUCGAUCCGGACGCAGAAAAGAGAUUACGAAGGCGUCACACGACAAACUUAAAGCUGGCCACAAGCGCACAUUUGGCACCUGGAUUGCAAGUGAUUUUCGAGCACCCCGUCCGCCUGCCUAUCCGGACUGGUCGGUUGAAACGACAAAACCGUUGCCCUACCGUCCGUUCAAGUAUGGACCGAACUACUUUAUCACCAUGGGCAUUCGUCCUGUAGAUUGGGAUGAUUGGAUCGAACUCGAUAAUCAGUGGACACAUUAUCACACCGAGAAGCAUGCUCGUCUCGCCAGCGAGCGAGCUUCCCAGCUGUGUAAGACGGCGCCCGAAGCACAAGAGGCCGCGCUCGAGACAAUGAAACUGCUCAGCCAGUAUCUCGUUGAUCGCUAUCCUUCCCUGUUCGAAUUUGAAUUCAGCAGCAAAGAAAAACAAAUUCGAAUCAAAACAACCGGAGAGAUUUAUCCCAUUCACUCGGACGAUCCUUUAAAAUACGCCGCACUCCUAAUCGAAGACGAUCUAGCCUUGAUGAUUGAAGGGCCGGAUGGCCAAUAUUAUCUGAGAGGUGGCGCCAUUCUCCUCCCCGGUUUCUGGCGUCUGGAAGACAAGUUCAACAUGCCCCUCGCCAAGAUUCACACUUCGGGCGAUGUGCCCAAAUUUCGAGAGAAAUUACAGGGCAGCAUGGAACGCUUCUUUCAAAAAAUGACGCCUGAACGACCAGUCGCUCGAAAUAAUUAUUUCAUUCAGACAGAUGAACAUUUAGCGUGGUCAACUUCGAUCGGAUCCGAAGAUACAUUUGGCAUUGGAUGGGAGCACGCAGAACCGAAUCCACCUAUCGAAAAUAUCCGUUUCCGAAGUGAGAGACAGACGCUUCGGCGAUUACCACGUAGUGGGGCCAUUCUUUUCACAAUUCGCACCUAUUUCAUUCCUGUCGUCGACAUUGCCCAAGAACCGGGCGUUCCCGGACGAUUGGCAUCGGCUAUACGGAGCUGGCCCGACGACGUAGCGCGUUACAAGGGGAAAAAGGCGUAUGAGGAGGUCCUUCUAAACUAUCUCGAUGAGAAACAAGCGGAACAGCAAGCGAACGGCCUCGAUGUAGCCAGUUUCAAUUCGUAUCCAUACUAA